This is a messenger RNA of Chironomus riparius, 888 nucleotides long. The record is from the annotation of a GenBank genome assembly. NCBI's taxonomy places the organism in Eukaryota, Metazoa, Arthropoda, Insecta, Diptera, Chironomidae.
AUGAUACUUCGAGCGUUCUCAUCGCUUCUUUGUGCCUCAAAAGUUAAUGAAUCAGCAAAAGAAACGGAAAUUUUAAUUCGAUUAACACCAUCAGCAAAAUGGAAUAGCGAUCUACAACGAUUAAAUGACACAAUCAAAUCAAACACAAUCGGUUUAUCUGGACGGAGGUUCUUUUUCGUAACAAAAACAUUCAUUCUAGCUAUGAUUGGAACUGUUGUGAAAUAUGAGCUUGUUCUACUCGAUGAGGUUAACAACUUUGGUGGACUUCCUGAUGUUUCUAUUUUUAAGUUCUCUUACAAAUUACCGACUUUAUUUCGUGAAUGGAUUUAUUUUGAUUAUUAUGUCGCUCAUGUCAACGACGUCGACAAUGGAAAGUUUAAGGCAUUAAAUUCCGUUCACAUUCUUUUUAUCUUCAUGAUUAUGACACUCAUUGAAGAUAUUCUCUCGUAUGCGACAGAUUAUGAAAGCAGUUCACGUUGCUUCCAUAUAUAUGCGAGCUCAUUUGAAGGAUUUACACGUGGAAUUAUUCCAUCAUUCUUUAAAGUAUUUACAUAUUCGCAUUAUUGGGGAGCUUUCUUCAUUAUUACGCGUUUCUAUAGAUCCAUCAUAUGGAGCUUUAGUAAUGUCUUUCUUGUCGUCAUCUAUUAUGUGAUUUAUAAUAAAGUCAAAAAGUUUAAUGAGAGAAUCGUUGCUAUGGAAUGUUUGAUUAAACUACUCCAACAAUAUGCAACAUAUGAAAAAGUAGCCAUAUCAACAUACGACAUCAUUCACAUCACAAAACCUUCAAUUUUACAUCUACUUGGAACAAUUAUUACUUAUGUCAUGGUGAUUGCCACUUUCGCUUCACAUGAAAAGUUUGAUUUGACAGCUCAACAUUGUGAAUAUUAA